Molecule: messenger RNA, 2352 nt
Organism: Lodderomyces theae
Lineage: Eukaryota; Fungi; Ascomycota; Pichiomycetes; Serinales; Debaryomycetaceae
Exons: 1
Coding region: 1-2352 (783 amino acids)
Molecular function (GO): DNA binding
Source: RefSeq, a predicted model, not a curated record
AUGAUAUCAGAUUCAGAUGAAUCACCAACCACAGAUGAUCAUGAGUACACGAUAGACGACUACUACAAACUCGUUAAGCCCUUGUGGUCGCACAAGAACGUCAAUUUUGACCCAAAAAUCGACCACCACAAAGUCUUUCGCAGCUUAGUCGACUUGAGUCUAACACGGACCAUGCUACUAUCGGAUCUACAAAAGACAAGCAUAGCCAUAGGAGACUUGUCAGUGAGGAAAAUGAGAAACGUUGAUAAUAUUGUCGUGCGAAUAGGUGAUGAUAGUUUGGAUUCCGACUCGUUCUCGAAAAGUCAAGCCAAAGAAAGUGAUGUUAGGAGUCAUGAGUCUUCCUCAGUUCUAGCUAGCAGUGGUACAUUGUACAGUUCAUGCGUGAGGUCAAGGUACGUCGAGUUUUGUCCUUGUUCAGCAAUCAGUGCCUAUUUAUUCAGUCGAUUUCAUAUACCCAACCACGAAGGCCAGUUGGAGUUACAGUUAGAGGACCCGGAGGAUACAACUUCAAUACUUAAGGUCAAACUUCUUAGAGGACGUAAUAGCGUCGUACCAAUGUCAUCGUCUCAACAAGCAAAGACGAUUGGUAAAGUUUUGAAAAUUGCCGGCUUCAAUCGAAGUGAUACCAACUUGAGGAGAUUAUUGUUAGCCCACGCUUUUGAGCUACCAGCAAGGUUGUCUGCCCAAAUGAUUGAGGAUUUACCGUUUGAUACCGUGGUGCAGGUGGCUGGCUUUGAUACUGAAAAGGAUUAUUCCAUCUUACGAAGUGCCUGCAACCCCCCACAGAAUUUGCUAGAUAAAAUUUUCCCAUUUAUCAACGAGGCAGGAGGAGAGAAGGGAAGUAAACCACGGAAGGGUAGUGAGGUGGGUGGUAGUGAAAACUGCACUUUGGCAAGUCAAGAAACUAUUGAUGUCAAGCAAAAACAAGUUAGAGAAUUACUCAAAAUGUUGAGAGAAAGUUUGUGUCAAGAUAUGAUUAUUAUCAAAAAAAGGUACCCCCAUAACCCGCUUCUGAAAUGUGAAAUAUUCAACUCUCCUGAAUUUGAAGCAUUUGUAAAAAAAGUUGAGAAGAAUGGAGACUAUGAUCGUUUGAUGAGAGAGUCGUGCUUCAAUCCUCAGGACGAUGAGACAGAGAGUGAUUCUGACGACCCGUGGCCGUCGUCGAUUGAUUUUGACUCCAAGGAGGACAUGCAAAGACUAAUGGAGUUUCAAAACAGUAAACUUAAGAGAAUGGAAAAGGACAUUGAAAACGGUCUACAGCAACAGCUUCAAGUGUCCAACCACUUGUACAAUUUUAUUGAAAAACAGACGGAGGCCAUGAACAAACAAAGUGAUUUUUUACGCAACAUUCAGAACUCAAUUAACGGCUUAAUCAUCCUAGGGUCAUCAAAGAAUAAGAACAAUGAGUACUUGGCCCAACAGAGCUUGCAAGAUACAGCACGCUACAUUAAUAGUGGUGAAAAUGAGCAUAUAAGAGCUGGAAUUGACAACACUUUAGGCUUGCUAUCACGUUUAAGGUCCCAAGAUCAACACCACAGGGAGAGGGAGAGGGAGAGGGAGAGGGAGGGUGGUACUACUUCGACUGCAUCGCCAUCCCAAUCUGCCUUGCUGCAUACCAAGACUUAUCCUUCUGUAUAUAGUCCACCUGCUCCCACAUUUUAUCAACCUCAACAACCUCAACAAGUUUAUGUUGCACCUACAACUUCCACACACCGACCUUCGGAAGCAUCUAUUUCAUCCAGGUCGUCCAUGGUAUCGAGCAGCAGUCCCCAAUUUCAGCCACCCCUGUCGCAACUACAACCCCAGCAGCCACCACCACAAAAACAACAUCACCUUCACAAUCUCCAUCACCAUCAGCAAAAUGUGCCUAGGCUGUCCUUGUCACAUACAUCCUUUAGUCAUAACACUUCACCUGCUCAAUUUCCUCACCAACAGCAGCCUCCUCAAGAACCAUUUCCAAGCUCAUCCUCCUCUUUGUUGACGCAAUUUGCACAACCCGUCAAAACGCCAAGAGAAUCGACUUUGGAGAAACGAUUAUCGCGUCAAGCCAGUACCUUGUAUGAGAUGUGGGAUGAUUUCAAGAAUUUGGAAAAAGAGUUAGCACAGCAUAAUAUAUCAGUCACGGAGUGGCUAAAGGUUCAUGGUUCAUCCGAACGUCAGUUCCGUCACACGAGGUUGAAGAUUAUCAAGUUUGUUGAAGAGGAGGCCAGGAGGCGUAAUGUCACCGUUGGGGUUGUUAAGGAGAUGUUACAUAAUAAAAUGAGGAAUCGGUUACGGCCGUGGACAUUGGAUGAAGUUCAAAGAAUGUUGACUUCAGGAAGAAGGAUCGAUUUGGAUGAUCCUAGAUUGUGA